This is a messenger RNA of Danio rerio (zebrafish), 4054 nucleotides long. Lineage: Eukaryota; Metazoa; Chordata; Actinopteri; Cypriniformes; Danionidae. The record is from RefSeq and is a predicted model, not a curated record.
CAACUUCUCUCCUUGUGAAGCGCUGACACAGCACUAAUCGCUCAGUGGCACAAACACCAUUGCGGCCAGUCCUGCCCCAGUCCCUUCUCAUGAGGGCUGACAUCACAGAGAUUAGCUGUGGCUCUCUGAUUCCUGGUACAAACAUUUCAAACACAAACACUCACACCAGUGGCAGUGGCUUUGCGCUAUCAAUAGAGGCUUUGAGCAUGCAGUGAAACUGUUCCCUUGUUCCCCUAUGGUGCGAUGAUACAUUGUAAGCGCUGUGAAUGGAACUGUAAAGUCAUGUUGCUGACAUAAUUCAAAAGAGAAACUCCUCGACAGAAAGCAGUUAUCUGAGUUGCCACAGAGAUUAAGACUAGGUUUAGAUGCAGGACUAACAACCUGUUGUAAUCUUGUGUCUCUUAGGAGAAGUGUUCAUCUACAACUGGCUUCAAAAUGAGGUAAAGAAGUAACACUUUUGCCUGCUGCCCAUCUUUAUCCUGCCAAUGUCAAGAUCUUGUCGGGAGAGGAAAACGGCAGUGUUCUUGACUCCGCCCCUCUGCUCAGCCAUGGCCCCUUGCCGUGGCCAUUAGGAAGAUUCUUACUGGAGCAAUGACAGAUGAAAGCCAUUAAGUGAAAAUGUCUGCCAGGGGCCGUCAGAGGCCCCCUAAACUGGAGCGGCUGGAGUCUGUCAUGAGCAAGUUCUCUGGCAGUUUGGACCAAGAUGUGUUACAAGACGACCCUGAGGAGCUGGACUUAAGCGGACAAACUGACCUCUGUAGCGGUGAACUUCUGGAAUCAAGGAACAUAUCCUUUCAAGCAAUAUACAAUUUUCUUCCGUUCAAGUCCCUGGAAGGUGUCAUAUUUCUUGAAGAAGUGCCGAUUCUGGUGCAAGUGACAGAAGUGGAGCGAUUCACAUCUUCAAGGGUGCUGAAUCCCAACUUGUACACUGUGGAGCUGAGCCAUGGAGACUUCAAGUGGAAAAUAAAGCGUCGUUUUAAGCACUUUCAGGCACUUCACCAGGAGCUACUAAAAUUCCGAGCCCUGUUAAAAAUCCCUCUACCAAGCCGAAUUCACUCUGUCAAUAGGAGGUCAUUCAAAGGCCGCAAGAGGUUUCACGGAGAACGCAUCCCAACAUUACCAAGAAGACCUGAUGCCCUCGUCAGAGAGGAACAGCUCAUCAGCAGAAAAAUGCAGCUGGAAGACUAUCUGAGGAAUGUCUUGAAAAAGCCUUUAUACAGAACACAUCCUGCAACACUUGAAUUUCUGGAAGUGAGCCAGAUUUCAUUCAUCCAGGAUUUAGGACCUAAAGGAAUUGAAGGUCUAAUCUUCAAGAAAUCAGGAGGAAACACAUUCCCUGUGUGUUACUGGUGCGGAUCCAACAGCGUCUGUUACCGCUGGUCCAAAAGAUGGCUGGUGGUAAAAGACUCCUUUGUUCUCUACAUGAGGCCAGAGGAUGGCCAAGUAGGCACUGUGAUUCUAUACGAUAAGGGAUUUCACAUCAAAAUAGGGGCCCUGGAGACCGGAGUCAGGCAUGGAGUCACGAUUGAGAAUCUUUGCAGGGCGCUUACUAUCAAGUGCUCCACAUAUAGACAGGCUCGUUGGUGGGGACACUCCAUAGAUGACUUUUCUCAGAUGUUUGGACAGGAUUUUCUAAGGGAAAACCGCCAUGGGUCUUUCACACCUGUUAGAGAAAACACUACAGCAAAAUGGUUUGUCAACGCAGCGGGAUACUUCGAUGCCAUAGCUGAUGCCCUGGAAGGAGCAAAGGAGGAAAUCUUCAUCACAGCCUGGUGGUUAAGCCCAGAAAUCUUCCUCAAACGGCCGGUGGUAGAUGGUAACAUGUGGAGAUUAGACCACGUCCUCAAGCGUAAAGCAGAACAAGGAGUGAAGAUCUUUGUCCAGCUCUACAAAGAAGUGGAGGUGGUGAUGGGACUCAACAGCGAGUACACAAAGAAGACCCUGAUGGGACUUCACUCUAACAUCAGGGUCAUCCGACACCCUGAUCACAUGCCCUCCACUGCAUUGCUUUGGGCUCACCAUGAGAAGUCGGUGGUGAUUGACCAGUCACUAGCCUUCCUGGGAGGGAUUGAUUUGGCUUACGGAAGAUGGGACGACUACCAACACAGACUGGCUGAUGUGGGAAGUGUGAGAAGAAGCCCUCAGCAAAGUCCUGCUAUUUCCCCCAGCCUCACUCAUUCAGUUGCCACCGUGGAGGAGGGCGAGGAGGUAAAACUAAAUGUGGUGGUUGAAGAAAUUCAUAUUGGAGAAGGAGGAGCAGGCAGAGCUGGAGAUGCAGGCUCGAUGGAGGAUCCAAGUGAGAUCUGUACGAGUUUUAUGAUGACUAUGCCUAAAGAGGAUCAGAGAGAAAACAGCCUCACCCUACCCACAGAAAGGCUGCUAAGAACACCGUCUGAGAAAAGUCACCACAGCUUUGAUGCUGCAGAGUCCAAGCGUUACAGCAGGACUAGUCUUAAUUCCAGGACACCUCUCACUCUUGAAUGUUACACCAAGAGCUUGUCUCUGCAUUCCAGUGAUUCCUACUCUCUCGGCCUGCAUCAUUGUCUCCCUCUGCCUUAUGAGACCAGUUCCCUUAGAAGUUACAUUGGCAGUACUGAACUCUGCGGAGAGACUCGCUUCUGGCACGGCAAAGACUACUGCAACUUCAUCCUCAAAGACUGGGUCAAACUCAACAAGCCUUUUGAUGAUUUUAUUGACAGGUAUAAAACGCCACGGAUGCCCUGGCAUGAUAUUGGUGUGAUGGUUCAUGGAAAGGCUGCGAGAGAUAUUGCACGACAUUUCAUUCAGAGGUGGAAUUUUACAAAGCUGGUGAAGAAGCGGUCGGGGGCGACGUGUUACCCCUGCCUCAUGCCCAAGUCUCUCUGUGCACCCAUGAUGCCAGCUGAGUACACCGACAGAUCCACACAGGCUAACGUUCAGGUUUUACGGUCUGUGUGCCAGUGGUCUACUGGGUCAAAGGUUCAUGAGGAGUCCAUUCAUUUAGCCUAUGUAUCGGCCAUCCAGAACAGUAAACACUUUAUCUACAUAGAGAAUCAGUUCUUCAUCAGUUGUGCCGACAAAACCAUCCACAACAGCAUUGGCGAUGCUCUAACUGAGAGGAUCCUGCGGGCGUACAGGGAGAAGAAGAGAUUUCGGGUAUAUGUGGUGAUGCCCCUGCUGCCCGGCUUUGAAGGUGACAUCUCUUCAGGAGGAGGCCAAGCCAUCAAAGCAAUCAUGCACUUUAAUUACAGGACAAUGUGUCGAGGGGAGCACUCCAUUAUUGAGAGGCUCAAAUGUGUGAUGUCAGAUUGCUGGAUCAAGUACAUCUCAUUCUGUGGUCUGCGGACUCAUGCUGAUCUGGAUGGCCGUCUGGUCACUGAACUCAUUUACGUGCACAGCAAGCUCAUGAUCGUGGACGACUGCACUGUCAUUAUUGGCUCCGCCAACAUCAAUGACAGGAGCAUGCUGGGAAAGAGAGACAGUGAGAUGGCUGUGGUUGUGGAGGACACUGAGCUGCAGUCGUCUGUCAUGGAUGGAGAGAGUUUUCAGGCUGGCAGAUUUGCUCGGUCUCUGCGCAAAGAGUGCUUCAGACUUGUUCUUGGCUUGCCGGAAGACAAUACAGACAUCAGCGAUCCCGUCAGUGACCGAUUCUACAAGGAAAUCUGGAUGGUGACCGCAGCCAGAAACGCCAGUGUGUAUGACAAGGUCUUCAGAUGUCUGCCGACUGACGCAGUGCUGAACUAUAAGAUCCUGAGGGAGUACACGUGUCGUCCUUGCAUGGCGACUGAAGACCCGGCACAGGCCUGCUCUGAACUCAAGAAGAUAAGAGGUUUUCUGGUCCAGUUUCCCUUGCAUUUCCUUUCUGAGGAGAACCUUUUCCCUUCCUUCAACUCUAAAGAGGGUAUGAUGCCCAUCGAGCUGUGGACGUAGAAUCUCUCAACCCUUUAAUGGCUGUUCUCUCUUUUUAAGCAUGUCAUCUAAUGACGCUUUAUGUGCUGUCAGCAGCAUUCAUACUUCUGUAGAGCCCAGGCCCGGAUUGGCUAAUCGGGAGGACCGGGAGAAUUCCCGGUGGGCC